Dicrocoelium dendriticum is the source of this 196-nucleotide messenger RNA. The record is from the annotation of a GenBank genome assembly. Lineage: Eukaryota; Metazoa; Platyhelminthes; Trematoda; Plagiorchiida; Dicrocoeliidae.
AACAACUACGUUUAAACGUGCCUCCAGUCGUUUUAAUCCGAAAACACAUUAUGAAUCCCAAAGAAGACGCGUUAAACCAUGUUCAGUGGAUUACGGUGCGGCCACACAGGAAACGCUCGUGCAGGCACCUUCCACCUUGAAGUUUGAAGUGUUCACUGAAGCUGUGCAAAAGACACAUACACAGGAGAAUCGGAAG